Lactuca saligna is the source of this 753-nucleotide messenger RNA. The record is from the annotation of a GenBank genome assembly. Lineage: Eukaryota; Viridiplantae; Streptophyta; Magnoliopsida; Asterales; Asteraceae.
AUGGAGGUCGAUCGUACGAUGUCCGUACGAUCGGCUGUGAAAUUCUCGGAGCACGUUGUAACAACGAGUAAAUUGCUUCACAGAGACCCUCCGGCGUCGUCGAUUAAGCAGAGAAUCGUUAGAAUCACGCUAACUGAUCCCUAUGCUACCGAUUCCUCCAGCGAAGACGAAGAACGAGUCGUUAAGAGAGUGAAGAAGCACGUUUCUGUAAUCGAAUUUAGCACGCCGUCUCUGAAAUUCAAUAAAAGGAGUAGCGGAUCUACAGAGAAGAAGUUCAGAGGUGUUCGUCGGAGGCCGUGGGGCCGAUGGGCAGCGGAGAUACGUGAUCCGAAUAGGAGGAAACGAGUUUGGCUUGGGACGUUUGAUUCACCUGAAGAAGCUGCGGCGGUGUACGACGAUGCUGCCGUUAGAUUGAAAGGUCCCUCCGCCGUUACGAACUUUCCUCGUGUCACCGUUACAAAAACCGUUACCGUCGAUAAACCAAGCUUAACGACGACGACGACCACCACCAGUAGUAGCGGCAGCGAAGGAGUGUUGAACAACACCGCUAUGUCACCGACGUCCGUGCUCCGGGGGAACGCCGAGCAAACGCCGUUUGACAGGCUUGACUGCUUGGACAUGGAGUCUCUUGGAUUUGGUAUCGAUAUGCCGUUUGAUUUGCCGGAUUUUUUGGUGUCGGAGAAUUACUGCGGGGAGGAGUUCGGCGACUUUAACAUUGAUGAUUUUCUCGUUGACUUUCGAGAAAGUUAUUAA